GUUCGAAUACUCUAAUUUCACAUGCUAAAAAACAACCAUGUUUUAGCUUUAUGAUAAUUUGUUCGAUUUCACUAAUUACAAUGGAUGUGUUAAAAAAAAAAAAAAAAUUACAUGAAAUUUAACCGUAGAUAGUGUCCUCUAUAAAAUGGUCGUACCUUUUUGAUGGGUUGAUUUCUCAAUUUCAUAAAACGAAUUGGCUGGAGAAAGAAUAUCUUCAAAAGGCUAAAAGGAAGAAGAAAGUCGAAGUUUGUUUGGUCGUCGUGUAAUGCAAGCAAGACAAAGGGUACAUAACUUAUAGGUUGGAAUGGGCCAAUAAUGGGCCGCUCAAAAACUAUCCUCUCUGCUAAACCUAAACCCUUUCUCGUAAUUGAUUCUCCAAGCAUCCUUAUGAAUCUUUGAUUCGUAGAAGACAAAUCACCAAAAGAUUCGCAAGUUGACAUAGCAGAGAACAUACGACACCGUCCUAGACACAAAAAAGAAUAACUCAAUUCAUUCGUAUAGGCUUUGUCUUGCCUCUUCUUAAAAACAUGUACACGUGUUUAAGUAUAAAUGCAUAUAUUUAGAUUCUACCAACAAAAUUAAAAAGAUUGGAAACAUGACAUCUGCGUAUCGUCCAAGAGUUAUUGUGAAUGGAACAAGAAGAACAAGAACGUUCCAUUACUUCUAUUGUCGUCAUUGUAGCCGUACCAUUAGGCUAAGAAGCUUUGGUCUAUAUGGUCCUAUAUGUCCUUUCUGUUCUAGAGAGAUCAAUCUUCACGAUGAGCUUGACAUUAUGAGGCCAAGCCGACCUUAUUGGGAUACCGAUACCGAUUGGAUCACUCUCCAUCUUAUCAACCCUCCAAGAAGUAACCGGUUCAAUCGUGAUGAUCUAGUUUAUAAUACCGACGAGGAAUUCGCUGAUGUUAUGCCUAGUGUACAAAUCGGUCCACCACCAGCCUCGCAAUCCGCCAUCGAGGCUGUAAGGACGGUGACAAUCACGGAGGAAGAUUUGGCGAAAGAGAAAGUUUGUGCGAUAUGCAAGGAGGAAUUUGAAGUUGGAGAGGAAGGAAAAGAAUUGAAAUGCUUGCAUUUGUACCAUUCAAGCUGCAUUGUGUCUUGGUUGAACAUUCACAACACUUGUCCCAUUUGUCGCUUUGAGGUUAACUUAGGUGUUCCCGAAAGUAACGUAGAUGAAGGAGGGUCUCACCACGUCGACAAUGAUCGAACAAAUCGGUUUCGGACUCGAGUUUGUUCUUUGUGGCCUCUCCGAAUGAUGAUUGAUUGGGUACAUAAUCUCAUAGAUAUAUGAAUAACAAACUCUUGACAAUAAAAUUAAAGAAUUGCAAACAAGAAUGUAUGAAACUAGGAAUAUUGACUACAAAUUAAGUUAAUUAUGAGAGAGAAAGGAGAAGAAACACAAAUAAAAAAGAUAAGAUAAAAAGGUUUGGGAAAGGAAAAAAAAACUAUAUAAAGAGGCAAAGUUGGUGAAAAGGCUAGAAUCGGCGUUUAUGGAACAUUUCAUGAAACAAAACUUUGGCAUUAACAAGACUAUAUAUGCAUUAAUUAUCUUUUAUUCAUUUGUUAAGUUGUAAUUAACAACAUGUAAAUAAAAAAUCUUGGUAAAAUCUUGCUUUGUCUCCCUCUCUUUGUUUCUUUCUCUCUGGUGAUCAUUGAAGACAUUUUAGUUGGUACGUUUUGAAUACCCUCACCAACCCUUUUUAUUUGCCGGUUAUCUUAUUUUUGGUCUGACUUUGUAAAGCCGGGUUUGUGCCUUCUCGGUUUGGUUUUCUGUAACCUCCAUUUAGAGCUUUCCAUGGACUUCUCUACUAAAGACUUGGGAUGAGUCUUGUUGUACCUUCUUUUAUUCUCAUGCAUUCAAUAGUGAAAUCU
Arabidopsis lyrata subsp. lyrata is the source of this 1869-nucleotide messenger RNA. Its product is annotated as E3 ubiquitin-protein ligase RNF181. Gene Ontology annotation, cellular component: cytoplasm. The coding region runs from base 596 to 1288 and encodes 230 amino acids. Lineage: Eukaryota; Viridiplantae; Streptophyta; Magnoliopsida; Brassicales; Brassicaceae. Gene Ontology annotation, molecular function: zinc ion binding; ubiquitin protein ligase activity. The record is from RefSeq and is a predicted model, not a curated record. The transcript is spliced from 2 exons. Gene Ontology annotation, biological process: protein ubiquitination.